AGCUUAUUCACAUGCGGUACCUUUUAAAUGAAAGGGGAAUUAUAGAUGUGUAUGUUGAGCAUGUCUGUGAUGAGCCAGAUAUUUUAGAUUUGCUUGAAGGUGGCACUGUUAUGCAAGAACCAGUUGAUGAAGGUACAAUGGACAUUGGGGAAGGAUGUGUGACACAAAAUUCACAACCAGCCCCAAAUUUUCAUGAAGCUCCAGAAACAGCAGCUGAAGGUAAUGCUGAUGAAACAAAUGCACUGCAUGGAGGUGGUGCAGCCCAACAAGAAGAUCUACAGAACAAUGAUCAUGAUGAUGAGGAGUUGCUUGAUAUUGUGCAUAAUGAUGCAGAUGAUGAGGAUAGUGGGGAAGGCUGUGUGACACAAAAUUCACAACCAGUCCUAAAUUUUCAUGAAGCUCCAGAAACAGCAGCUGAAGGUGAUGCUGAUGAAACAGAUGCACUGCAUGGAGGUGAUGCAGCCCAACAAGAAGAUCAUGAUGAUGAGGAUUUGCUUGAUAUUGUGCCUAGUGAUGCAGAUGAUGAGGAGGUGCUUGAAUCUAUUCGCAAUAAAAAGAAACAUAAAGCCAAUGCAAGUGCAAGAAAAAAUGCAGAUGGUGCUAGCCCAAGCGGCACAGUCCAUGACUCCCUUACCACAGUUAAUGAAGAGGGUGAAAGGGUUCCUAUAGGAACUGAUGACCAUGGAGAUUGGGGUUCUGAUUCUAGCUUUGAAAAUAGUGAAGAUGAAUUUGAGGUUUCUAGUGAUGAUUCAAGUGAGUACAAUGUUACAGAUGAACAUGAACUUGUAGAAGAAGAAGAAGAUGUAAGGAGUACUAGAAGUAGUGAUUUAUGGUUUAAUCCUUCAUGGACUACUGUUUGGUUUGAGGUAGGGAUGAGGUUUGAGCAUGUAGCACAGUUUAAGGAGGCUAUAGCUAAAUACCAAAUUCAAAAAGGCUGUAAGUUGAAACCUGUUAAAAGUGACCCCACCAGGCAGAGAAUUCAUUGUGUUGGUCAACAGUGCAAUUGGAGUAUCUUUGCUAGUUUUGAUAAAAAUGACAAGACUUUUAAGGUGAAGACAUAUUGCAGGGAACAGACUUGCUUUAGGAGUUUGAAGUCCAAUAUGGUUGGGUCGAGGGUACUUUCAGAACACCAUAGGAACAGAAUUAUAGCAAAUCCGCAGAUCAGAAUUAGUGAGCUAGUGAGAUUGUCUCAUUUAAAAUUAGGGGUUCAUGUUUCAAGGGAUACGUGUAAACUAGCAAAGGAAAAGAUUAUGAAGAAGGUGAAGGAAACUCACACGAAGGAAUUUGCUCAGUUAAGAGGGUAUGCAGAAGGGCUGUUGAGAUUGUCCCCUCAGUCAAAUGUUCAAAUUGACAGUGAGCCACCCACGACUCCAGUGGGAAAACCUAUGUUUAAAGGAAUCUAUGUGUGUCUAGAAGGAUGUAGGAAGGGUUUUCUACUGGGCUGUAGACCAGUAAUUGGAAUAGCUGCUUGUUUCCUCAAGGGGAUGUUCAAAGGAACUAUUUUGGCAACUGUUGCAAGGGAUGGGAACAAUCAAAUGUUCCCAAUAGCUUGGGCUGUUGUUGACUCAGAGUCUACCAGCUCAUGGACAUUUUUUUUUUUUUAGAUGUCUAGCUGAUGACCUAUCAAAUCACACUGGGCGAGAUUUAACGUUCAUUUCGGACCAACAUCCUAUAAGUGUGUACAAUUUAUUAUGAAUUAAUUUAUAUUAUCAAU
Rubroshorea leprosula is the source of this 1714-nucleotide messenger RNA. Lineage: Eukaryota; Viridiplantae; Streptophyta; Magnoliopsida; Malvales; Dipterocarpaceae. The record is from the annotation of a GenBank genome assembly.